GAGAAGGCUUCCAUUAGAAAAUAUGUCAAUACAUUAGUGCGUUCUGAACCAGUUUCAAAGUGAGUUAACAAUACAGAUGAAAAUUACAAACUUUUAGAAUAACUAUGAAACUUGACCAAACCUGCUGUGCUAAAAGUUAUUACAAAUCGUGACAGGUCCUAUGUUAAACUUUUUUUGUGCGUUUGUGCUGGUGUGUCCAUCGAUCUACUAACAACGGUGCGAUAAAGCAGUGAACAAAAUAACGCUGCUGAAAAAGAAAUCGUGAAUCAAUGUAAUGUGCACAGAACGAUUAUGUAAACAGUUCAAAUAAGAUUGCUUCCAGAACUGGCUAUCCACCGUGAAGUGGUUACGAAUCGUUAACAUAGCCUUGAAAGUUAACAUUGGUAAUCAAAAAACAUUAGCCUGUAGACUGAUAAUGUCUACCAAUGUAAGACGAAAAGAUAGUUCCAGAUGGCACCUACUGGUAGCCCUGGUCUGCUUGUUUUGCACAACUCCUUGGAAAGACGCAACGGCUAAUGACGAAGAAGUAGUAAGUGUUGGGUACAUCAACCAUGAGGCGCUGGGAAAGAAAAUUCUUCCGGAUCUAUCGACAAUUCAGUUGCACGAAAGUGUCCCGGAAAAGUACCGGCCGGCAGCCAGUCGAUUUGAACUUCUUUGGAAAGAGCACGUGACGGGGAUCAAAGGAUAUGAUACUGUAAAAGGGAUUCCAUUUACGUUGGUUAUACCUGACAAAAUUGACAGAAAAGCCUUUGAAAACAGUUCCCCAAAGAUACGAGAAUUUUUGCUAGAACAUGUUAUUCCCGGAGCCCUAAUGGAAGUGAAAGAUCAAAACACCUACAUCAACAUCAAUCAGCGCCCAGUUCACGUUAAUCUGUCCUGUAUCGAUAUGCUCAUGGCAUAUGAAAUAAAUCAAAGUGCUAAGGUGCUUACUAAACGCCAUAUAACGGAGCAUCUAAGUUUAGUGUUUAUUGUUGGGAACCUGACGGAUCCAGAUUCUCAAAAUUCCUCGACAAAUAAACUAAACAAACGCAAUAUUCAGGAGAACAAUCGCUACAAUGAGCCUCAACGUCUGGAAAUGAAAAACUCAACUAAAGAAGUCGCCAACAACAAGGAGAACCAUAUUGGACAGCAUCUGAUGAAUUUCCUGGUUGGCAUGAAAUCGGGGACGAAGGUGUUCCAGCACUUUUUUUCCAGCUCAAAUCUCAGCCAGCUAGUUGACGACAGCUCAUAUAUGGUGCUUAUUCCGUCCGACACCGCCUUUCAACGCUGGCAUCCGAUUGAUUGGGGAUUCUACCCAUUUAGUGUCCAGGAGUUUACCGAAACGGUGUUGCGAAAUCAUUUCAUUCGCGUGAAGCAACCGCUACGAAUGGCUGACUUGCAAAUGUCUUAUUCAGAACAACGUUUCAAGACUCUUGGUGGAGAGUACGUUGUACUUAAGAAUAAACCAUCUCCAAAUGUGAACAAUGUUACCAUUUUAUCCGAUUAUACGCUCUCCACUGGGGUCGAGGUGUUUAUUUUAUCAGAAGUUCUUUUCGUAUCCGAAGCAAUUGUGUCUCGGCUACACCAGAUGCAUAAGGAUAAAGAAACGCCACCCCUUUUGGCUUUCCCGUGGUUUGGUGCGCAAUUUCUUUCUCACUCCUUCCUCGCAUUGGAACGUGACACACGAUUUACGCAAAUUACGCGCUUUCUAAAUACAGCUGAGGUUGCGCAAUUCAUUUCUGGCUCAAACUACACAUUUUUCGUUCCAACCGACGAGGCAUUCGAGCGCUAUAGUUUUGAGCUGCUGCCUGACAGUGUAUUUGCUUCGGAAAAAGGUAUCCGAAUGUUACUGAGCCAUUUCGUUCGAGGACGUCUAUACGAUCGCGAUUUAAAAGAUGGCGAGGUGUUCGACACAGUAGGCGGGAUGCCGAUAAAGGUUCGACGUUUGUUCGACAACAAUGCUACCAUCAACAAUGCGCAAAUCGUUGAGUCUGAGGUAUUUGUCUACAAUCUCGGUACAAUGUAUUACGUAGAUGAUGUGCUCUAUGCUGAGCUACUGAAGGAUGAAGUGCAACAAAUCACCGAUCUUAAGGCUGUUGAACGAAACAUUCCAGAAGGUGGUGGUGUGGAAGUGUACACCACGGAGCAAAACCCAUCAUCCGAUCGCACAACAUCCACCAUAAACUAUUCAUUUUUGGGUUUGCUCACCACGAGGGAAGAUGUUGAGCUGAUCCCAAUCGAUGUGACAGAAUCAAGCAAAUCCAAAUGGGACGAUCGUGGUGUAUCGUUACAUGACGACGAGAUUAUCACUCCAAAGGCUCUUCCUUUCCGAUUGUUUUAUGAACCUAAAAAGUAAAACCGUGUUAAGUGAACACGAAAAGUAGAAAGUCAGCAAAUUGUAACUGUUGACGUGUUCCACAGUUGAAGAGAUGAAACUCUUCAGAGUAACACAAAAAUAUCCAUACCGAUAAAAUUUUCAUAUUUCCCUAAUGCAAAAUAACAAUGAUGUAUCUAUGCGAUAACAUUAAAUGUUGCCGUCACAUGUAGACAUUCGCAUUUUCCCAAACAGUUGUAUGUAACAACCAAACAUGUAGAUUGAACAAUGCAUUAUCGCAUUUUCAUGCAUUUUUGCUGUUUAACGAAUCGAAUUUACACUUAUUUCAUUCAUUAGUUUCAUACAAUAAGAGACUUUACAACAUCGGUACGUUUGCACAACGUUGGAUAAAUGAUAUAGUACAUUAAAAACCGUUUAAAAUGCGAUAGAUGAAUAGAAAACAGAAAACAAAUUUAUCGGGAUAAAAUACAAAACCUAACUGUAGUCAAUAAGCGCAGGAAUCUCAUUAAGUUAAGAGUGGUCUCGCGUUUUACGUAAUCUCACGUCAAUGUAACAACUAUUUAUUAACAAUCUUGUAGUAUUUCUUCCAACAAAAAGUGAAGAAAUACUAUUUCCCUUCGCAGAAAAUUCACUUAAGAUCAUUCUGCCAACAGAAUAGGGUGAAGAUCUCUGCUUAACAUCAUGCAAGGAAACAUAUCAAACACAAAUGUCCGUAUGCAAUAAUAGUUUCUAUUAAUGAAUAUUGUAACAUGUUUUUCUGCGCUUUAGGUAAACAUUCUGUCAACAAAUUUGGGUUCCAAGGAAAACAAACUGAAAUCGUGUAACGAUGGAAUCAUGAAAUAAAUAUAAACAACACCAACAG
Messenger RNA from Anopheles cruzii, 3176 nucleotides. RefSeq lists its product as uncharacterized. The coding region runs from base 416 to 2335 and encodes 639 amino acids. Gene Ontology annotation, biological process: extracellular matrix organization; cell adhesion. Lineage: Eukaryota; Metazoa; Arthropoda; Insecta; Diptera; Culicidae. The record is from RefSeq and is a predicted model, not a curated record. Gene Ontology annotation, cellular component: extracellular matrix. The transcript has 6 exons. Gene Ontology annotation, molecular function: cell adhesion molecule binding.